This is a messenger RNA of Photinus pyralis (common eastern firefly), 1967 nucleotides long. Its product is annotated as phenoloxidase-activating factor 1-like. Gene Ontology annotation, molecular function: serine-type endopeptidase activity. The coding region runs from base 958 to 1878 and encodes 306 amino acids. Gene Ontology annotation, biological process: proteolysis. NCBI's taxonomy places the organism in Eukaryota, Metazoa, Arthropoda, Insecta, Coleoptera, Lampyridae. The transcript is spliced from 6 exons. The record is from RefSeq and is a predicted model, not a curated record.
AUCGAAGGAAGCUGCAUUGCUACUGCACUUUUUAUAAAAUAAUUGUCAAUAAAUGCCCACAAUUUCUCGUUAACAAAAUUCGGUUCAGAACUGACACUCAUAAUAUUACUCGUAAUAUACGAAGGAUUUACUUAUUAGAAUCCCUAAGCAUAAUCUUCAAUUAUAUAAAAGGUCCUUCUCAUAUUUAAUAGCUUUUUAUCUAAACAAACUAAAAAUUAACUUUUCCUCUAUGUUGCUAGCACAGUUCAAAACCUUCAUUAAAAAUAAGCUUUAUUCUGGUGAAGUAUAAAACCUAUAAUUAAUGUACAUUUGUACCAUCUUACUCAAUUUGAAUCAUUGACUGAUUUCUCUCCUUUUCAAAAUUUAAUGGAUGUAGGUAGAUUUCCACGACUGAAGUAUACCUCUCUAUGGCGUAUUGGGGCUGAGUGGUAGACCAGACGGUUAAUAUUUUUGACCAAUCUGAAUCUUAACCCCUUGGGGGAAACUGGAAGGACUAAGAAAUUGUAAUGAUCAUGCUCAGGUUCCUGAUGAUUUAUUCCAUGUUAAACCCAAUAAACGAUUUAUUAUUAUUAUUAUAUUAUUUUUCCCUAAAUUGUCUCUUUAAUAUAAAAUUUUAAUGUUCAUAUAAAUUUUUUUAAAUUAAUAUCAAUGUAUCAGUGACGAUCACAGGAGUCUGGUAAAAUGAAAAAGUAGUCAGGUAAAGUGUUACUACCACUAUCAUGACAUCUAAAAUUUCCUGACAAAAUAAAGUAGGCAUAAAAAUGAAGAUUUCGUGACGAUUCGGGAAAAACAAAUUAACGUCGAUUACAAAUCGUGUAACGAGACGGUUGAGAACCCGUCCUUUCAAGGACACAUUUGAAAUACUAUCUUUUGGAGAAAAGUUUCUUAUAGUCAGUUAUCGACACCACAUCGGUGAAAUUUACUGUCGUCUUUCUUCUCUUUGUCCGUGCGAAGUUAAUGAACUUUGAUGUCCUGGUUUACAUUGAAAGAAUUAUCAUUGCAAUCAUGACGUCAAAGCUUGUCUUUCUAUAUACUCUCCUGGGACUUGCUGCACACGCACUGCCGGAAAACAAUUUGUUGGAAACACGACGAUACUGCGGCUUCCAACAUUCCGACGACUACACAAGGAAUGAUGACAGUACUAGUUUAGACGAAUUUCCUUGGAUUGGUCAGUUACUGUAUAACAAAGACAACACCUUGAAAUGUGUCGGUUCUUUAAUUAAUCGUCGCUAUGUAUUAACCUCUGCACACUGCUUGCUGCCACCAACGCUACAAUUUAACAUUACAGGUGUUAGAUUCGGUGAUUACGAUGUAACUACCAACCAAGACUGCGUUAACUACACAAAUUUUGGUGAAGAAUGCAGUGAUCCGACUCAACAAUUUGGCAUUGAAGAGUUAAUUCCCCAUCCAGAAUAUAACUCCAGGACCUUUCAGAAAGAUAUUGGACUAAUUCGCCUUUCCAGAGCUGUUACGUAUACAGACUAUAUACGCCCGAUAUGCUUGCCAAAAUCGAAAGGCUCGGAACCGCAGAGCGGAACACAGUUCGUGUCAUCCGGUUGGGGAGAUGAACGUCAUUCAAUAAAACACACCACAAUCAAAAAGAGAAUUUUGACAAAGCUAAUUUCAUUGGAAGAAUGUCAUAGAUCACUAGGCAAUUCUGCAAGUUUUAUUACUCAUGACCACUUAUGCGUGAUUGACGAACGGGGAAGCUUUACAGGCGCCACUGACAGUGGUGCUCCGUUAAUGCGAUCCGUAAAAAAUCAAUGGGAGCAAGUCGGUGUACAUUCGUUUCGUAAACUUGGUGGAUCCGACUCUCCAGUUAUCUAUGGAAAAGUAACUAGUUAUUUAGAUUGGAUUACAGAAAAUGUGCGUGCUUAAGAUAAACAUCAACUCAUACCAUGAAUUAAUUUGCAUUACUCCGUCACCUACCAUAAUUCCAUUUCAAGAAUCGUUCCCAUCUACAGGGU